GCUGAUUUGGAGUCUCCAAAGAUGCCCAAGAUGAAUCCCAGAAAACCUGAUGUGAUGCUGUCGGCUGUGCGUUACCCUUCAUGUAGUGUAUGAAGGGGAGGCGAUAUUUUAUGGCUCAACUAAAACACUUAACGCUUUGAAUCAUUACCACCCACCAGGUCUCGCUGUCCUUGCAGUGUGUUACAUCCCUAAUACCUUCUGAACAUCCUUGGAGUUCCACCUGGGACACCCCCCCCCAUUGCAUUCUUUAUUCAUGUGAAGAGCAGGUGACAGGUGAGAACUUAAAGGCCAUACAUCUCACAACCUCUUCCUCCAAUGACAGGCUCGCUUGUGAUGAAUCCCAUCAUAUAUCUCCCUGUCACAUUUGAAUCCUGCCCGGGUAUUUCACCAUGUCCAUCUGAGCCCUCUUUCAUCUGCUGUUGCUGCUGCUGCUUUCAACAAAGCAAUUUUACCCAGGGUUAUAUGGCCACGUGCCUGCUUUAUCCAUGAUUUAUGCGUGCCGAGUUCCAUCAGUUGACCUGGGUCACUGGGAAAGACCAGAUUAGUGAUGCACCCUCAAAUCAUGUAUUUGGCCAGUGGUCUUGACCUCUGAAAGAUUUAGCUCUGUAAUUAUUCAUAAUUAGUGCAUUACAAGCUAUGGUACAUGCACAUCUGAUAUACUGUAUGCACUUUGUACAUCUGAUAUGCAUGUGUUUUGUUCUCCCUCCAAAAGCAUGGUGGUUGACAGCAGUCUCUUUAUCUUGGCAUUCAUGUUGUUUUCAACCACCAUACCAGUAAAUACUGUAAUUUGUGGCUGGGUUUUAAGCAUGCAUUAUGCAACAUUUUAUUAAGUAUAAGCUCAAUGUUUAAACAAUUCAUCUAUUUCAGAAAAAGUUUCAAUCAGUUGUGAGGUGACCUUGAUAUUCCCAGUAGGGAGAUGCUUUUUGGUGGAAAACCUUAGAAACAUCUUAUUCACAAUUUAUUGCACAGGAGUCUCAGGAGUGUAGGCUUUGCAGAGCAAGUCCCAUGUAUUCAGCUGUGAGACCUACCCUUUGUCUUCGACAGGUGAAGAAACAUAUCUAUAUGGCAACAUUUCUCUGACAUUAAAGCAAUUUGUAAUUCUAAAUUGAUAUAUUCUUAAUACUUAAGAACUUAAAGAUAAACAUUUCUUUACAAUAGGUAUUAAGUGUGUUUGUUUAAAAUAAUUUUUGGUGGGAAUUUUGAACAUUCAUAAUGCUGUGAAAUUUUAGCUUUGUAUAAAUGCAUGAAAAAUAUCUGAGGCUUUUUUUUUCUUUCUUUUUUUUAAAUUCAUUUUAAAAUGACCAGUUUUCUCUUGAAUUUUCAGAAGAUGAAGAUGGCUUGUCAAGAGUGGCUGGAUCCUCCAUCUUUACCUUUCAGAAAGUUAAACACAGCCACAGCAUGGCCCAAACUGCAAGUGAGCUGGCUCGGACUCCUGGAAUAAGCGUGAGUUUCAGCACGACCCCAAACUUUGAACCCUCAACCCCCAAUCGAACGGGGCGGAACCCUAGAGGUGAAAGCAGAACUCCACAGAAGAGCAAAAAGCUCCAGUUUGUCUCUACAACACCACACAGGCUCAGGAAGAGAAUAGCAACUCCAAGCUUGCGGUCAGACAGCAGUGAGCUUUCACCCUCUGACUCUGUGAGGAGGAGGAUGAAGAUGGGCUGGAGGAAGAGCAGAAAGGAAAGAAAGAGGAUAAAGAGAACGUGACCACACCGAGAACUCCCAGUAAAGGUUUAUCAGCAGCUCUCUACAAGACUCCUGACAAGAAGAGCAAGAGCACGCCCUAACCUCAGAACCAGCCCAGUAUGGUUGAGGAGUACUUCGAAGCUCACGGCAGCUCGAAAGUGUUGACAUCAGACCGAACUCUGGAGCGUUUGAACACCCCUAAACUUGACAGGGAAACAUUAGUCCGACUUCUGGAGGGGAAACAAUCCUGCUACUCAAAAGAGAUCCAGCAGCUGCACGACAAACACAGAAUCCACUUUAGCAAUUAGAAUGAGUGAAGCUACAUAAACAUUUAAGUUAGCAGAGCUUGCCAGCCAUCAUGGAAAUCCGAUAACAACACGGUGGGGGCUCGCUUCACAUUCAAAAUUUAAACGAAGGAUUUUAAAAGCAUUUGGUGUGGGUUAAAGCAGUACACCAGUAGGCUAUACGUUUGACAUCCACACAAAUUUCACUGAUUCACAACAACAGAGGAUCGUCGUGCUCAUAGCGCACAUAGUUGCUAGGUAACGGCAUGUCGCCGUCAUCCCGGAUGUAGGCGGAGCUUAGCGCGAGAAUCCCUUUGAUCCUUUGAUGUCUUAUUUGACGUUGCGUUAGAAAAAUCCCCAAAUAGGGGUUAGUUACCCUUUGAGUUUAGUAAGAAGCAUUGCUUCGCAGUCGAGCGCAACGGUUAACAGAAAACAUCAAUACAAAUACAGAGAUGAGUCAUUUGACUGAAGUUAGGGAAAGUAUAAAAUCCAAAAUUAACGACUUCUUUAUGAAGGUUACCGAAGAACAGUGGCAUGCACUGAAAACAGGGUGCGCAGAUGAAUACACCAAGCAGGUACUUGGCAUGUUUACAUCUGACUUGUUUCAUAUCACCAUGGCUGAACUCAUGCCAAUGAUUAAGGACUUUGAGGGUGGUGUCGACCCAGCUGAGAGCCUCAGCUUGGGGGAGACGAGUUUACAGGGAGUCGGGGAGAAAUCGAAGCACUGUGCGUGCUGCUCCCAUUCGUCCACCCAGCACAUGAAUCAGGAGGAUCCACAAUUAGCUGAUCUGGUAUCAGAUUCAGAAUUAGCACAGGGGCCAAAAAAUGGACCAGUGGAUGGUGUGAAGAUGGUGGACGCUCAACUGUUGGACCAACAGCUGCUCGUUAAAGAGCUCCUAAAUGCUGUAGUUGCACGCGCCUCGAGAAAGGCAAAGGUGCCGCCAACAGACUCGAUUCAACAGCAACUCUUCCCGGCUCUGUGGGCGCAAAUUAAAGAAAAACCUCUAAACAUCAAACAAAAUAGACUGAAAAGUCUUGAAAAAGCUAUUUUUAAAGACAUUACAAAGCUCCUGGUUAUUCCACCUGAUCACGUUAUCAUUGCGCUACCAAUAGUUCAAGAAGUGGUCAUUUAUGUAUUUAAACAUCACCUCUUCCGAAAGAAGCGAAACCUACUUAGAAGGCUAUUCGCAUGGUGUGGAAUUACUGAAGAUGAUGGAGACCAACCAUCAGAAACUAAGAUCUCCAAAACACUUUUACAGGACUUUAAAACUAAUAUAUUUCCAGUACCGUGGGAAAAAUCACUAUCUGGUGUUAGAGGCAGCUCUUAUGAUGCUGACCAAAAAGAGCAUGUGAGCACACUUAUUCACGCUGUGCUCUCACAUGCUGCAAAGCCUUCCCUCCACAAACCUUCCGUUAAACUUCACAAACUACUGUUAGACAAGGUGAUGUCUGAUGACCGCAUCAAAGACUUGUAUAUUAACGAGAAAAAAUUAAUAGGUCUGGAUGAGGUCAUUUACCAAGAGCUCCGCAACAACACAUUCUGUGAAGACAAGAAUAUGAUCGUGUUACUGAAUGACGGGGACCCGGUAGUGCAAAAAUUGACGAUCAAUAUAAUUAAAAAGUACUUGAUCGAGUUGAUGGAAGAUCCAGCCCUUAGCACGGCUGAAGAAGUUCAAAAAUACAGGUCUUCUUUGGAAGUCUGUAUUGAGGACUUGGUGAAGCAUGUCUUUGAAAAUGCCGAGUCACCCCGCUCUCCUGAAAAAGCCGAUGCCAUCUCCAAACGGCUGUUCAGUAAAGUCUGGCCGCGAAUCAAAAAAAUUCAAAUCCCCGCUGAACAUGUGAUAUUCCUCAGUGACAUGGUAUACAAGUCUCUCAUAGAGAAAUGGGAAGACCCAGCUGUGAUUCUGACGUUCAUGUCAUUGGAACACAGAUACGUUUAUGAUGUCAUUAUUCAGGUCUUCAAAGAGCAUGCCGUAUCUAUAUUGGAAAAUCAACCUUUCAUCAGCAGAUUCUUUUCCUCUGUGGGUCGAGCUACGGGGUUCGCACACAGACAAAACAAAUGAAUGUUCUGUAAGCAAUCCAUCAGGAUUGACUGUAAAUAUUUAUUUAAAAUCAUUUGGACAGUUUAAGUGUAUUAGUUGACAUCAAACUCUUUAAAUUGGCCAACAAGUCAUUUUAUAAACCCCACGACCGGCCGAGGCAGAUGGCCGUCCCUCACUGAGCCUGGUUCUGCCGGAGGUUUCUUGCUUUUAAAAGAAAGUUUUUCCUCCCCACUGUCGCCAAGUGCUUGCUCAGAGGGAAUUGUCAGAUUAUUGGGGUUUUGUUUUUUGUCAACUAAUACACAGCUUAUCUUAUUGGGCACUCUAAAUUGAUUUUUUUUUUUUAAUUAAUAAAAUUCUAAAAAGAUUAUAUUGUGAAUAUUGCGUGUUUUUAUUGUCACACAAAUGUCUACAUUUUUAGCCUAGACUGAACACGUGUGUGUGUCAUUGUAUUCAAUCAAAGAUUUUGGUAGCAACUAUUGUAUAUGGCAGAUGUUUUACUCUGAUUACACAAACCUUAUGUAGGAGUAGGUCACAGAUAACAGGUAUUCAUUUGUAAAUUUGACCUCUGACCUCACAUUGAUACAGGAUGACAGGAUAUUUGUAUGUAAACUAUAAUGUGAUAUUUAGAAUCCACAUAUAUCCACAUAUAUUGGUAUAUAAUCUCCUAAAUGUUGCCAAAGUGACCAAUCUGUAAAGUUGAGGUUACCAAAAAUUGUGUUGAACCCAUCACAUGGGUUAAAUUACCAUUAAUGUUUGGGUUAAGAUUUCUUCUUAUUAUAAAAUUAAAUUCAUACAAACUAGAUUCAAAACAGAUUUUCUCAAAAAAUCUUUUUAUUGCCAUAUGACGUUGCAAAACCACACCCAGGUGUAAUGAAGUUUACUUGCUGAUUCGUGCAUGUAUAGCACAUACUUAUAAAUAUACCUAUAGAAAUAUGCUGGUUGAGCCAAUCAUGCAAUAGAAUUUAAUUGCAUGGGAAAUAUCUGAAGUG
Oreochromis niloticus (Nile tilapia) is the source of this 5001-nucleotide messenger RNA. RefSeq lists its product as uncharacterized. The record is from RefSeq and is a predicted model, not a curated record. NCBI's taxonomy places the organism in Eukaryota, Metazoa, Chordata, Actinopteri, Cichliformes, Cichlidae. The transcript has 7 exons. The coding region runs from base 2423 to 4033 and encodes 536 amino acids.